This is a messenger RNA of Umbelopsis ramanniana AG, 1353 nucleotides long. RefSeq lists its product as uncharacterized. Gene Ontology annotation, cellular component: cytosol. Gene Ontology annotation, molecular function: kinase activity. Bases 391 to 1251 code for a protein of 286 amino acids. The transcript has a single exon. NCBI's taxonomy places the organism in Eukaryota, Fungi, Mucoromycota, Umbelopsidomycetes, Umbelopsidales, Umbelopsidaceae. The record is from RefSeq and is a predicted model, not a curated record.
ACCUCGACAAACUCUUUUUAUUUUCUUCUUUCCGUGACUAAUUCUUCAUAACCGCCAAGUCAAUACAAAGACCACAUACUGUGGCCAAAUGACCGUGCUGCAGCGAUUCAAAUUUGUAUACAAACACACAGUCAAAAAAAAAAAAAAAGGAAUGAUAGAGAACACGGCUUAAGAUAACACACAUGAUGUAUACAACAACAUAUACAUUUGGGUAAUAUCUCUCUGGUCGUUUCUACAGCGCGCGGCUGCAGAUCUAUCGUAUGGCGUCGGGAUGGGGCAAGGUACUCAUUGAUACCGUAACGGACGGCCCAAAUGUCCGCUUCAACCGGUCAGGUACGCUAACCAGCCGUUUCGAUAAAAUUUCCCAGACUUCGUUCCUGAAUAUUGUGAAUGACGACGUCCGGCAUCACAGAUAGUGUGCUUAUUAUCAAACUAGGUGGGGCCAUCCUCACGGACAAGCGAUCAACAUGUACAUUAGCUUCACCAAGUAAUCUUGAUUCCAUCUUUCAUCAAAUGCUGAGCACCUACCAGCAGUCGUCACAAAAGUUAAUACUUAUCCAUGGCGUUGGAUCAUUUGGUCACCCGCAAGCCAAGGAAUAUUCUGUGAAGGAAGGAACUUCGAAGAACCAAUCAAAAGAUGUGCGCGCAGGGCUAUGCUUAACUCGGGCGGCGGUGCUGCAACUCCAUGCUAGAGUCAUCAAAGACUUGACUGACCUUGGCCUCCCUGUGGUUUCUGUGUCGCCUUUCGAUCACGUCAUGACCCACGGCGGCAUAGAUGCAUCCUCAUCCACGAGCUAUGAGCACCUCUGUCGAAGAACGCAGGCACUCUUGGAUCAAGGAUACGUGCCAGUUUUACACGGUGACGCUAUAUUGGACGAUAAACAAAGCUGUACCAUUUUGUCAGGAGAUGUAGUCAUGAGAGAGCUUGCAAGAUCUAUCUUGCGCACGUCACGGUGCAUAUUUCUAACCGAUGUCGAUGGAGUAUUCGACAAAGACCCUAAAUCCCACAAAGACGCUCAACUCAUCCAAGAGGUUGCUAUCACUCACGAAAUCAGCCAAUCGGAUGCUAUCAACGGUGUUGCCGACGUAACUGGAAGCAUGCACGGUAAAAUGAAGUGGGCACGUCAAAUUGUACAUGAUGCGCCUGGUAAGGUCGAUGUAGUGAUUUGUCGGCAGGGUACUGAAGCUAGCAGACUAGCCAUGUCUGGAGCUGCAAUCCCAACGUCAGCGCAGUUGACGAUAUUUAGAUAGAGACGUUUCUGGAUUUGUACAUUAAUGUUCAUUGCUAACAAUUACACUGGUCGAUUUUAAAAUAAUUCCUUCUUUUGUCAUUAAUACUUUUUUUUUUUUGGA